CAUGUUUAAAGGUUCUUCAAUCAAAAUUUUACUUAUUGGACCACAAUAAUCAGGAAAAUCAAGACUUGCAAAUUAUAUAGCUGAUAGAGAAGAUAUUUCAUAAAAUGGAUAUAGACCAACAGCUGGAGUUAGAAUUUUGGAAUUUGAAAAAGAGGCACCUAAGAAUCCUAAAAGACCAGGUUCAGAAAAAGUAAUUGUUGAGCUUUGGGAUAUGAGUGGAGAUAAUAAGUUUUUAUUAUUCAUUAAAUCAGAUAUGAUUCCUGUUGGCCUGCAGUAAUGAAGGAUGCUUAAGGAGUUAUAUGUGUAUAUAAUGCAGAGAAUCCUAAGCAUGAAUAAGAAUUAGAAUGGUGGGUGAAUCAAAUAUCAAAGAAAGCUGGUAUUCCUGCAGCUCAAAAUGUUGUAUUUGCUCAUCAUUUGACAGGAAAGGCUAUUAAGGGAUAAUCAAAAUUGCGUAAUAUUUGAAUUUCUAAAUAUUUCAGCUAAAUCAUUAAGUAGUUUAACAGUACAUGAUACUUCAAUAGAGGAAGGAAAUCAGACAAUCCAUCCAGCUUUUGAAAAAUUUUUCAAUUCUUUAAUGUUGAGUAUUUAUGAAAAAUAAGAGAAAGAAGAAAAUAGAUUAAUGAAUUGA
Molecule: messenger RNA, 628 nt
Organism: Paramecium pentaurelia
Lineage: Eukaryota; Ciliophora; Oligohymenophorea; Peniculida; Parameciidae
Source: the annotation of a GenBank genome assembly